GUCCAGCUGCCUCGACAGAUGCUGGGAUCGCGCUCUCGUGGAGACAGCGCUGCUAGCCUUGCGAGCGUCUCUCCAUACCCCUCAGACCCUUACAACACGCCCGUCACCCGCUCCGUCUUCGGCGACCAGCCUCACCCGGGCGGAAAGCACGUCGCCUUGGACGAGCCCGGUCUGCACCGCGUGGACUCGACCCUCAGCGCCGUCCAGGACCUCCACAACGAGACGGUCGAUGACGAGCUCCACUGCCCCACUGUGCCGGACAACACGCCCUGCCACGGCUCUCCUAGCUCCUUCCGCUACACUAUGCGGAACCUGCCCACCAUCGACGAGAAGCUUGAGAACCUCCCCGCAGCUAUCAACAGCAACGCGAGCGUCACUUCGUGCUCUCCGCCUCCCUCCCUGACGGGUGAGAGAGGACAAGCAACUCCCCGGGCCCUUCUUUCCCCCCUUCCAUACAAUCCCCUCACGCCAGUCGACCCUUUCGUGCCUCACGUGGCGCAGGACAUGCCAGGCGUGAGGGAGAAUACCGAUUGGCACGAGAACAUUGAAGAGGAGCUAGACCGGGAUCUCACCCGCCUCGCCAACCUUGCGAACGAUGACUUCCAGAAAGACCCGUCUGUCACUGCCGCCGAGCACUACCACCGCCGCCUGUUGCGCUUGAUCUCCAACUCCAACCGGCGGUACGUGAUUAGCCAACUCGGCGAGGCUAUCCCUUCCGCUACAAUGGCCGAACGUGGAAACCUCGCUGAUAUCCGACCUGCCAUGGUCACCAACUACGAGUUUCAGGUUCUACGAUCUAAGGUUCACGAUAUCCAGAGCGUCUUCUCUGGCUUGCUCGCACACACGGGAAAGAAGGACACCGAGAUAGACAAGUUGAGCAAGACCUUCGAAGAGCUCAUGAAGCAGUACAUCGGCAAACACGGAGGCUGAGUAGCCGAGAAUUCGGGAUAUGGAACACUAAAAGUUUGUCUUCAUAUCGGCUUGGAUGGAAAUACCAUUAUCCCGGAAGCCAUCUUACCUGCUGAUUACGACUGUGGUACCGGGCACUUAUGCCCAAGGGACGACACUGAAAAGGUAAGCCUAAUUGCCUCCUCCACUGCACUACUGUUUAAUGUUUGAUUUCUUUGCUUCACAUGGGCGGUUUGGUUGGGCGGGUAGCGACACGGCGGUCAUGCAUGGCGUACACGGCGGCGGUUUGCACGGCUUCUGUCUGGAUUGGGGCUGUGUGGCAUGGGCAUGGAAAACGACGAAUUUGCUCCUACAGCGUUCAGCAAUCGGCAUACCUGCGGUUCCACGACUUUGUCCUGGCCGUCGACAUCACGGUUUGGGCUUCUAGGGUUAUAGGCAUAUCAUCCAGAGUGCAUUUCUUGGGAAGGGAACUGAACAGUAAUGCAAGAAGGUU
Messenger RNA from Mytilinidion resinicola, 1402 nucleotides. RefSeq lists its product as uncharacterized. NCBI's taxonomy places the organism in Eukaryota, Fungi, Ascomycota, Dothideomycetes, Mytilinidiales, Mytilinidiaceae. The transcript has 2 exons. The record is from RefSeq and is a predicted model, not a curated record. Bases 19 to 930 code for a protein of 303 amino acids.